Molecule: messenger RNA, 716 nt
Organism: Felis catus (domestic cat)
Lineage: Eukaryota; Metazoa; Chordata; Mammalia; Carnivora; Felidae
Product: ATP synthase F(0) complex subunit C1, mitochondrial-like
Exons: 1
Coding region: 257-610 (117 amino acids)
Biological process (GO): proton motive force-driven ATP synthesis; proton transmembrane transport
Molecular function (GO): proton transmembrane transporter activity
Source: RefSeq, a predicted model, not a curated record
UUCAGAAGGCCCAGUCGUCUGGUAAAAUCCUGGGGUCCACAGUAAUGAGUCAUCUUAGGAGCUUCAUAUCCUGUCCGAGAGUCUUGCAGUGUGUUUGAGUCUUGUUUGCAAAGUAAGGAAAUUACAGUGCUUUCAUUUAGUUGGUGGAGAACAGGGUUAAAAAAGGCAAGCACAGAAACCUAAAGGUAAAGCUGGGAGGCAGACAGUGUAGACCACCGGGUGCUGCCUAUUCUUCCAGCUCUGAUCUGCUGUUGUAAUGGGUCUAAUCAGGCCUCUGUCUGCCUUCUCCUUGAGCAGGCCAGUGAUCCCAUCUACACAGUCAUCCUACAGCAGCUCCCCACUCCAGGUUGCCCAGUGGGAGUUCCAGACCAGUGUUGUUUCCUGGGACAUUGACACAGUAGCCAAGUUUAUUGGUGCUGGGGCUGCCACAGUUAGUGUGGCUGGCUCAGGGGCUGGCACCAGAACGGCAUUUGGCAGUUUGAUCAUUGGCUAUGCCAGGAACCCAUCUCUGAAGCAGCAGCCCUUCUAUGCCAUUCUGAGCUUUGGUGUGUCUGAGGGCAUGGGGUUCUUCUGUCUGAUAGUCGCUUUCCUCAUCCUCUUCGCCAUGUGAGGGUCCAUGGGGGUCACCUACCUGUCCCUGCUGCUUUGACUUCAGGCCCUGCCUGGUGCUAAAAGUGUGCUAAGCUUUACCAUUAAACAAAACAUUUCUCUUUAAA